Molecule: messenger RNA, 1752 nt
Organism: Microsporum canis CBS 113480
Lineage: Eukaryota; Fungi; Ascomycota; Eurotiomycetes; Onygenales; Arthrodermataceae
Exons: 3
Coding region: 1-1752 (583 amino acids)
Source: RefSeq, a predicted model, not a curated record
AUGGAGUCGUCUCCUCUCCUGCUCGUAAGGCUCUGCUCUCUCUCUUAUCUUAUCCAGGCUCAUACUCAUGCUCGGAAUGCAUUACAUGAGACUCGCAAGUCGAACCCUGUCGCGGCGAGCGAAGAGCAUGAUCUUGCAGCAGGCGAGUUUGCAACCGCUCGACAGUCCACCGCGGACCCAAGUGCUGCGAGGACACUUCGACUGCUAGAAGACCACCAUAAGCAGCUUGCUGCCAUCAUACGCUUUCAGCAUGAAAAUCCCCCAGCAACGGACACAGAGCGGAAGCUGUCGGACGGCGUAGAGACAUUGGCCCCUAACCCAACAGCUAACCCUGCUACGCACAAAGGACCUGGUUUGGCCUCUGCCGGGCCGCAGCAACAGUUGCUGCUGCACCAGCAUCCUCCACGGCUGCUAUCACAGACCAGCUCUGGGUCUCGUAAUUCGUCGAUUGCCGGGAAUCUUGCCUCUGCAAGGGGGAUACCCUCCCAGAGACAGCAUUCCAAUCCGGUUUCGCCUACGGUCUCGGCUCAGAAUGCACGGGCGAGGAUGGCCGGCUCCCCCGUCCGAGCGAGGCAGCAGAGAGACGGCAAACAGGUAGACCAUCUGUCAACAGUUGACUCUCAAGCCUCUCAGCAACGACGGCAGGGAGGGAAACACUCCUGGGUUCCCCCGAUCAGCCCGACUCGGGUCACUUCCCAGGAGUACGUCUCGCCCCAGAUCAAAGAUACUGCCAUAGCCGGCAUCAGGUCUAUCACCGGAGAUGAGCCCUUUCGACGCUUUUAUUCUACUUUUGAAGGCGUCAUCUCAAAACUGUCUGCGCCCCUUGCCUUUACAAGCCUCCCGUUAGGCGUUGACUCCUCUCAGCCUCGUCUUCUCGCGGGACAAAAGGCCCCGGCUGCAGACACCAAGACCAACACACACUCUGCCGUGGCAGAUUUCACCAGUUUUUCAGACAAGGACCCAGACGUGUCCAAACUGGUUUCCAGUGCUGCGUUAAGGGCCAUCAAGGACAAAGACGGUCAUUUUGCAUCUCACAACCCUGCCGAGUCAUUCUACGUGGUGCCCACAGCUGGAGGGAUGAUAUCCUACGCCGGAAUACUUUCUCGAGAAGAAAAGGAGGCAGUAAAGGAUAGCAUGGAGUCUGUUGAAGAUGAUUUUGUUGAUGCUAGUGAAAACCCUCCCUCUCCCGAAGAGACCUUGCAUAAGAGCACGACUAGGCUAGAUCGCAGCACAUCCUUACAUUCACGCAAGAACAAAGGUGACCCUUCGAGACCCUACAAGUCAGUUGAGGAACUUCAUAUGGAGAACGAGGCACUGAGACACCUUUCGGACACGCUGGCGAAGCGUCUACAUAUGUGGGAAGUGAAUGCACAGUCUUCAUCGCUGGCUCUACAGCAGUCGAUUCGCGCCAUGCAUAACCAGCAUGCUAUAUUACCAUCUCGCCAGACGUCUCCCGCAGCCUCCGCUGCCGGUGAAGCUAUUCCAUCAGUACCCAAUGCUGGAGCAGACCUGCGGAUCAGAGAGUUGCAAGAGAUGAUUAAAAACAACGAACGAGAGUUGGAAAAGGUCAGUCGUGAGAACGAGAAGCUUAGAGCCGUGGUAGAGAGAUAUAGAGAGCGAUGGGAGAAGUUAAAGGAAGGGGCCCGGGUUAGGCGUGAAGGCGCGAGCAAUGGAGGCGGAGCGAGUAAAACGCCCGGCAGGCCAAACAAGGAUGCCAAAGAAAGAGAGGAGGAAGAUCCAGACAAGUUAUGA